Molecule: messenger RNA, 1440 nt
Organism: Folsomia candida
Lineage: Eukaryota; Metazoa; Arthropoda; Collembola; Entomobryomorpha; Isotomidae
Exons: 3
Coding region: 25-1254 (409 amino acids)
Source: RefSeq, a predicted model, not a curated record
UUCCGAGGUUCCAAAGACUUGAAGAUGUUGACCCCAACCGGCGUCUCGGCGGUGUGCCACCUUCUCGACGUGGGGAGCGGCUUGAAACUCUUCCCCUUCGAUUUCGACCCGAAAGAAAAGUGUGUCAAGCGGGCGGGCCGCGGGCAUCGGUUUUACUUUGACCUCCAUAAAACCGCGAUUUACGUGAUGACUCUGUUUUCCGCGGUGCGACUGAUCCAAGCCAUGAGCAGGGACCAUUUUCCGCUAGUGCUGCGCAUCUUGAAUAUGGUCUGGCUCGCGGCGUAUACGCUGGGCGCGAUUUGCUACGCCCAGUUUGCGCGGAAGGAGGGCGAAAUGAUUGAGUUUGUAAAUUGCUUGUUGGGAUAUAUGAGGAGGACGAGUAUAAAUAAGAAUCCUCAUAAUUUCAAGUCGGAGAAAUCUGACAAAAAUGGCACUUCCGGUAUGUCAGAAAAUUGGCCCGUGUCGACCAUGUCGUCGUACACGUUGGCGGAGUCCAAGUCGCAGAAAUACCUGACGUACUACGUGUACCUGGGACUUAUCAUGCUGGCUGCGAAUCCGACAAUUCACAUCCUUCUGGUGGACGAGAGCCCGUGUGCGCCCCACUUCGUGAGCUCACUUUUCCUCCCGUGCGAAGGAUUUCGGGAUUAUUACAUCCCGUUUUUGCACAAAAUUCCCUUCAUGGCGAUCGAGUAUUAUUUGACGACGGUCUUCUUCUUCUCGUGGUCAUUCAAUUGGGCAGUGAUAUUUUUGGGGAUGUCCUGGAUCGUGGCGGAAUUGAGGAGGAUGAGCUACAAUUUAUCCCAAGGAUUGGAGACGACCGUGCAGCAGUACCGUUCCAUCGAGUGCAUCGCCAUCCUGAUGAACGACGCAUUUUUCAUGUACCUCUCCACCUUCCCGAACCUCCUCUUCGCCAUCGUGUCCAUCCUCAUGUUCGGCGUCAUCCGCAUUUGGCACUACGACCCCGGAUCCAAUCUCAUGUUUCCCCUGUGCGGGAUCCGCUGCGCGUUCGAGGCCGUCACUCCGCUCGCCGUGGCGGGCGAUGUGAACGAUAAGAACAAGGAGGUCGUCGCCAAGUGGAAGCUGGGCGUCGUGGCGCGGAGUGCGGCGAAAAAGGAGGCGAUCGCGUAUCAAAAGUCGUUUCAUGCCGUGCGAUGCACGGCCGGGUCGCUGUACACGUUCGAAAACUCGAUCGUUCUCUGUUGUCUGAACAAUUGUAUGCAGUUGACGCUCAAUUUGUUCCUCACCUUUAAAUAAAUACUUGUUAAGAAUUUGAUAAAUUUUGCGAUUUUUCGAUUUUCAGAAAAAUAUGUAUAAAAUUGGUUUUUACAGUGGAAUGAGUUCCCAAAAUUCAAACUUUAAAAUUGUGGGUUAAGAAAAUUUGAUAAAUUUGAGCAUUUCUUGUAGUUGCCCAAAUAUGAAUUAAAUUGAUGUUUUCAAGGA